AUGAUUAAUGCUCAUGCUAACUUGCAUAAGAGAAAAUCUUCCUUGAUUGCUGAUGGGAAUCAUGCUGCUGCUUUUAAGACAUUAAGGAAGGGAACCUAUAUGGACUCUCUUGAAAGAAAGGAUGAUACUGUUGUUGAUGAUAACAAUAACAAUGAAGAAAAAGAUGGAGGAGAAGUUGUUGAUGAUGAAAAGAAAAAGCCUUCUACUCGAUGUUUCAGCCAUGGUUUUCAUUUAAUGGAAGGAGAAAUGAACCAUGGAAUGGAAGACUAUGUUUUUGCUCAACACAGGAAACUCAAUGGUUACGAUUUAGGAUUGUACGCAAUAUUCGAUGGACAUGCAGGUCGCGACGUUGCAAAAUAUUUGCAAAACCAUCUAUUUGAAAUUAUACUGAAUGAGCCUGAUUUCUAG
This is a messenger RNA of Lathyrus sativus (Indian pea), 408 nucleotides long. NCBI's taxonomy places the organism in Eukaryota, Viridiplantae, Streptophyta, Magnoliopsida, Fabales, Fabaceae. The record is from the annotation of a GenBank genome assembly.